AUGACAGUUCGGGCAUCGACACGAAUCAGCAUCCGCUGGCCACCUGCCGCAGCCUCAGAGCCUACUGAUACCCUUGUCCUCAGUAUAGGGGACUAUUAUGUCGACCUGAGAGUGACAAAGGCGGACCAGAGCAUUGACUGGGCUCUUGCCGGUCAACGCCUCGUGCUGUCGGAGAAUCCACUCAAGGUGAAAUUCACGCAUCCUUUGGACUCGCAUUAUGUCGCUGGCGAAGAAGAAGGAGAACCCGACAUCGGCGAAUUUACAAAACUCCCGAACGGCGAUGAUCUCGAAACCGGAGUUAUGACCGCACCUCACCUAGGCGGGAAAAUCAUGCCAUACGAGGAGAUUUGGCGAGAGCUAGACCCUGGAGUUGGUCAAGCCGGCGAUGGUAGUGAUGGUAAGACUUCUUCAUGGAUUCUGGAGAGCGUCGAUCCGUCAAGCGAUGCCGAGGCCACCAGACUGUCGAAGUCCUACUAUGCCAGGGGAGGAAAGUUCUUCCUGGCAUUACGCCAGGUGAAUAUCACGAGUCCCCCGUCCAUCAGUGUCUCCGCCAUUCGCCAAGAUUGGGAUGCAGACAAAUCGGCCUGGGUUACCAAAUACGCGAUUGGAAACGUCGAUGGGUUGUUCAGUCUAGGAACCGGAACAGAUGGUGCUGGCGAUUGGAAGGUUGGCGAUGAGGUCAAAAUCGGGCUCGAAGGAGAGCGCUGUAUUGUCAGGGCAUUGGAUUAA
Messenger RNA from Exophiala bonariae, 729 nucleotides. RefSeq lists its product as uncharacterized. The coding region runs from base 1 to 729 and encodes 242 amino acids. NCBI's taxonomy places the organism in Eukaryota, Fungi, Ascomycota, Eurotiomycetes, Chaetothyriales, Herpotrichiellaceae. The record is from RefSeq and is a predicted model, not a curated record. The transcript is spliced from 2 exons.